GCUGCCUGUUCUUUUUUUUAAUGGAAGUUUUCCGUGUAAGAGUUUGACUAUCUCAAUCAAAGCUUUGCAGAUCUUUUCAUAUAUGGAUGCUGAUUCCUGGUAUAACUUGUAUCUCUAUCUGCAUCGGCUGCAACCUGUAAGUUUCCUCUCUCCAAUUCUUUCUGCCAUUUCUGGACUCCCUUUCUGCAUCCUUGGUUCCAACAGCUGUAUUUUCAAUUGAGAUUUGAUCAGUUGAACAUUUGCAGAAGGAAGGGAAGAUGUGUUCGAGUUUCACAAGAAGGACACGAACCAAAGAUGAGGGACCAUUGCUGAAGAAUGGAAGCAUGUUAUUGGAAAAGCUUAUUGCCUCUUGUAAUGGUAAAUGUAAUCCUAUUCGUACUUUCUCUGCUGAGGAACUGAGCAAAGCAACAAACGGUUUCAAUGUUGAACAAGAAAUUUCAAGGUAUGUUCAUUUCGUGUUAUACAAAGGUUUUCUGGACGGCCGUGAAAUUUCUGUCAAAAGGUAUAAAAUUGGGGAAAGUAAAUAUCUUGAAACGGCUAUUACAGAUAUUGUUAUUGGCUCACAGAUGAGUGUUCAUAAGAAUGUUCUAAAGCUCAUUGGAUGCUGCUUAGAAACUCAAAAUCCAGUUCUUGUUUACGAAUUUGGUGGUGAAAAAACUCUCAAGAAAUGUAUCUUGGAUGUUCAUGAGGGGCAGUUUGAGCCAUUAACAUGGAAAUCUAGACUAAGAAUCGCAAUGGAUGUUGCUAGUGCAGUUGCAUAUCUCCAUACUGCUUUAUCCAGACCCAUUAUUCACCGAGGUCUCUCACUGAUAUCAAUAGUAUUGGAUUCAAAUCAUGUUGCUAAGCUUAGUGAGUUCUCACUCUCCAUAGCCAUUCCAGAGGGCAAAUCCCAUGUAGAAGAUGCUAUCUCCGGCAUAACGGGGUAUAUGGCACCAGAAGUUUGGACAGGUUCAAAAAUAAAUGAAAAGGCUGACGUUUAUAGUUUUGGCAGACUCUUGUUUGAGCUUUUGACUGGAAGAAACAAUGUUCCUGAAUAUUAUGCUGCAGGGGAUGCCAUUGUAGAAGAAUUUGUGCAGUCCUAUGUUGAAAGCAAUCGGUUAAUUGAAAUUGUUGAUCACAAAAUUUCAAGUGAAGGAAUCAAUCGUGAUGAAUUGGUAGCUUUUGCAAAGAUAGCACUUAGUUGCACCGUGGAAAAUCCAGAAGACCGGCCAACGAUAACUGAUGUUGCAAAACAGCUAAGGCAACUUCGUAAAGAUUCUCCAUGUAUUCCUUAGAUACAUUGAUUGAUGUUUAGCUUAAUAGCUGAAUGACUUGGUAGAGAAAAUCACGAUGAAUUUUCAGCAGCUACUGCAGCAAUACUUGUUUUCAACCUGUUGUAGGACAAAAAGUCAUGCAAUUACUGCAGAGAAAGAGGUAAACUGCUGCAGAUUUUCAUUGCAUCAAAUUUGGUUUAAUCUGGAAAAUGAUUUCUCUGAGUAAUUGGAUCUUGAUUUACUAUUCAAACUUGCCAGGUGCAGUUCUCUUCUUCCCUUCCUGUUUUCAUUUUUGCUUUUCAGCUAGUUGCUUCACUUUUAUAAGUGCGAGCCAUCUUCUUAUUUUUGUUUGGACUCAUGUUCUUAUAUUAACUAACCUUGAUUAUUGAAUCCAAUUUAAAACUCGUGUUCAUAUAUCCAUUCCAUUGGAUUCAAUAAAAUUCCAGGUGGAUGAUUGCUGUA
Theobroma umbraticum is the source of this 1715-nucleotide messenger RNA. Its product is annotated as non-functional pseudokinase ZED1-like. Gene Ontology annotation, biological process: protein phosphorylation; cell surface receptor signaling pathway. Gene Ontology annotation, molecular function: ATP binding; protein serine/threonine kinase activity. Lineage: Eukaryota; Viridiplantae; Streptophyta; Magnoliopsida; Malvales; Malvaceae. Gene Ontology annotation, cellular component: plasma membrane. The record is from RefSeq and is a predicted model, not a curated record.